AUGAACCGUUCUCCAGGCAGCUUCACAGAGCCUGCCGACACACUGGACAGCACAGGUUAUCCCUUUCCGCCUUUCCCGUCACCCUCUUCUGCUGCUGGUCGUCGCGUCAGACCAGCGGCUGACAGAACAAGCGCCGAGAGCGGCAGUCCUCCACUGGCUGCUUCACAUGGCGGGCAUAUGGUGAGCACAGCGAUAGAAGUGACCACGAUGAGUGGCUGUGCAAUUGUUGAUGCUUGUGUUGAUGUCUGUUGUGAAUGGCUCAGGAACGAGGAAAGAAGCGGAGUUUGGGUCCUCUCGACGAGGCAAUGGUCGAGACGCGCUCAGACAAGAGGAGGAGGUGGACGCCCGACAUUGAGCCGCCAUCCAGCAGUGGAAGCGGUGACGACGAAAUCCUCUCGGGGUCAGUAACGAGGCGGGACGAUCAUCUGGACUGAACUGCAGCCAGAGAUCACUGUCUGUGACAUUUCAGGUCCACAGCGCCUCCAUCUGAGUCGGCUCCUCUGCUCUUCGGCCCCUCCCCUCCCCCUCCCCCGCCCUCCAGCGCCCACAGGCAGCCAUCUCCACCUCUCCCCUCACGCCAUCUGUUCGAGCCCCCAGUGACGCACCCCUCUGUGCCGCCGUUCCCCUUCAACAGCCACGGCGAUGCCAACAAGAAGUGGCCUCACCGGCCCCCAUCGCCUCCUCCCCUCUCGAGCGGAUCGUUCUCGUGCGUCAAUCCCCCUGUUCUGGAGGGGCAGCACGACACUGGCGGCCCCAUGUUGUCCCGCUAUCGGUCGGAGGACCACCAUGCGAGCGCUAAGCACGCCAGCGGAGCGCCGCGGCCACUGGUCCAACAGCAGGCUGAUGUUGAGAUGCGGCCAUCAACGCCGGCCAUCCCGCUCCCCUCCCCCCGGCCGUCCCGCUCGACGUCAUCGUCCGGCUCGUCGUCGGGUGCGUCGCCCCAGUUUCGCGGCAUGUCGUUGAAUCCGCCGCCCGGUCGGCUGCUAGAGCUCGGAGAGAGGGAGGCGGGCCGAGGGGUACGGCACUUCUCGCAUGCCGCCUCCAUGGGUGGUGUGAGCGGCGCCAUGACGCAAGAAGAGGUGAGAGAGAUGAACGAGGCGACUCUCUUUAUUGAGGGACUGCAAAUCACGCUUUUGUUGGUUCCUCUAUCCGUGUUGAGCAGAUUCUGCGCGUGCGGCGGGCGCGUAAACGGCCCCGCAAGCACACCCCUCCCCCGUCCCACCUGGUCCCCCACCUCCCCCACCGUCGCGUACAGGCCACUUCGAGCGCCGCUGCCGGGCCGCCCCAGCCGGCCGGUCGGCUGCCGUGCAUCCCCGAGUUGGACGAGAACGAGGAGGAAGGCAACAACGACACACCGCCAGCUGAGAGGAAUGCUGGCGGUGAGAGCGAAGAGAGGCGGGCGGAUGGGGAUAGCCACGGCCACGGUCACGGUCACGGGCAAGGAAGCGAGGAGUGCGGGUGUCACCGUGGUGGUCAGCCUGGGACUGGCAGAUGUCCAAUGGAGCUGUCGCCAGUCGUGCAGUCGCCCACCGCAGCAUCGGCACCCCAUCCCCACCCCCCUGCAUAA
This is a messenger RNA of Vitrella brassicaformis, 1567 nucleotides long. NCBI's taxonomy places the organism in Eukaryota, Vitrellaceae. The record is from the annotation of a GenBank genome assembly.